This is a messenger RNA of Glarea lozoyensis ATCC 20868, 1479 nucleotides long. RefSeq lists its product as uncharacterized. Gene Ontology annotation, cellular component: membrane. Lineage: Eukaryota; Fungi; Ascomycota; Leotiomycetes; Helotiales; Helotiaceae. The record is from RefSeq and is a predicted model, not a curated record. The transcript has a single exon. Gene Ontology annotation, molecular function: acetylglucosaminyltransferase activity. The coding region runs from base 1 to 1479 and encodes 492 amino acids.
AUGGUGAUCGCAAAGAUCAAGCGCAACGCCUACCUCUCCGUCGCAUUGUGCGUGCUGGCCGUCAUCUGGAUCUACCAUUUCCUCUCCAUCUACCACCAACCCACGCUUCUCCAAGCCCCGAAGACGAUUCCGUAUACCGUCCCGUACGCAGAUGGAUCACGCGACCAAUUCCACGAUCUGUCGCAUCUCGUGAAAUAUGAAUUAUCGCCCAGUUUCGGCUACAGCAGACGCAUCAUCAAGACACGACCGUUCUUCGGCGCGCGGGAGGAAUUGACGAUUCUUAACGAUACGAAAUUGUUCGAUGAAAUGCAGAUGUUGAGCGCGGAGCCGGAAGAUUUGCAGAAUGUCGCUUUGAAGUCAACGUUACCGCCGUUGACGCUCUCUGUGCCGACGUCGCCGAAAGUUGAUACAUCGAUCUUUGCGUUUGGCAUCUCCACAAACGUCGACCGCUUGCCGGAUGCUGUUCCGCAGCUUCAACAUUGGCUGCCGAAUACCAAAUCCACUUUACAUAUCCUUGUACCACCGUCGAGUAAAAUUCAACAGUCACAACAACAGAUGCGAGAGUUGGGGAUCAAGACGACGAUUAAAAGUACGAAUUUGGCAUUUGCGAAAGCGUAUUUUGCGUUGAUUAAAGAGUUGUACGAUACGAGGACUCCACAGACGAAAUGGCUUGUUUUAAUCGACGACGAUACUUUUGUUCCUUCACUACCUGCUUUAAUCGCACAUCUCAACAAACUCUACGACGCAUCAGAUGAACUUGUAAUAGGAGCCAUGUCCGAUAACAUCCAACAAAUGAAGAACUUUGGCCUCAUCCCCUUUGGCGGCGGUGGAAUUUUCAUCUCAGUCCCCCUCGCCGCCAAACUAACAGAUCCCAGAGUCUGGAAAGCCUGCAUGGAACUCCCCAACGACCAAGGCGACCAAAUCGUCAACGAGUGUCUCCGCGCCCACUCUACCAUCCGCACCACCUACGACCUCAACCUCCACCAAAUGGAUUUCCACGGCGACGCCAGCGUGCUGGACGGCUACUAUGAAAGCGGCCGCCAGAUGCUCACCGUCCACCACUGGCGCUCCUGGUACAACGUCGACAUGCCCGCCCUCGCCUACGUCUCGAAAGCCUGCGGCGACGAAGGCAUCCUCAUGCGCUGGCUCUUCGCCGACGACAUCGUGCUCAGCAACGGCUACUCGGUCGUCGAAUACCCAAACGGUAUCGAGAUUGCGGAGCUCGCUAAAGUCGAACAUACCUGGAAUGAACCCCCGGAUCUGGCACUCCAUCGGAUUGGCCCGAUUAGAGAGCGCAUGGGGAAGGGGGAUAAGAGUACUUAUCGCAUGCUGGAUACGGAGAUCCUCGAGGGGUAUGGGGUUAGGCAGACUUAUGUGAGGAGGGUUGAGCGGUUGGAGAAGGGGAAGGAUGAGAAGGGGAGGUUGAGGAUGGAGGCGGUGGGGGAGGAUGGGGUUGUGGAGUUGAUUUGGGUUUUUUGA